Molecule: messenger RNA, 2367 nt
Organism: [Torrubiella] hemipterigena
Lineage: Eukaryota; Fungi; Ascomycota; Sordariomycetes; Hypocreales; Clavicipitaceae
Source: the annotation of a GenBank genome assembly
GGAUCACCACUUUGCACAAAGCGCCGUCUCCCCCCGCCCACGUUAAUCAGGCUGGACGGAAUACGAACUUCGGAAAGCGCUCCUACCAACCAGAGGCGCUGAAGCUUACAACCCAUCAAUUGCUUAACUGGCUGUCGCUCCCUGGGACGCCGCCUCUCCCCCUUCUCGACACUAGCCCGCACCAGCCGACCAUUGUCAAGCUCGACCACAGCACACAACACCACUCGAAUCCCAUCCGCCCUCCCGUCCUCUGCGACAUCACACAAAAAUGCAUGCUCGCGACUCGGCGCCAUGGGCGCUCAUCACAUCGCUGCUUGCGACAUCGCAGGUAGCAUCGGCUUUCUACCUGCCGGGCGUAGCGCCAACUUCAUACAAGAAGGGCGACAUUGUCCCCCUCAACGUCAACAGCGUCAAGCCCGUCAUUGCGAGUCAAGACUACCGCAUGCACUCUGUGCUCUCAUACGACUACUACCAUCCUGGGUUUGGCUUCUGCCGGCCCAACGGCGGCCCCAAGUACAUCCAGGAGAGUCUGGGCAGCAUCCUCUUUGGCGACCGCAUCAUGACGUCGCCCUUUGAGCUCAAGAUGGGCGUGGACGAGUCGUGCAAACAGCUGUGCCCGCAAAAGUAUAGCGAGGAGAUGAUUGAAUUCCUCGUGCCCAAGAUCGCCAAUGACUACGCGCUCAACUGGCUCAUCGACGGCCUGCCCGCCGGCCAGAUCAUGGAGGACGACCUGACCAACACGCAGUACUACAGCCCUGGCUUCCUGCUCGGCCAGCAGAGCGAGCAAGAACCCCAACCCGAACACUAUGCCUUCAACAACCACUACGACAUCACCGUCGAAUACCACCGCGUCAGUGGCAAGGACGACCAGCUCCGCGUUGUCGGCGCCGUCGUCUCCCCCUCGUCCCGCAAGUACACUGGCGAGCCCGACUGCCGCGACGACCUCGACGAGCUAGUCAUCCGCACGGGAGACAAGGUCCUCGAUGUCAGGUUUACCUACAGCGUGCAGUGGAGGGAGUCGCCGACUGCGUGGGCCACGCGCUGGGACAAGUACCUGCACGUCUUUGACCCCAAGAUCCACUGGUUCUGGCUGAUUGACACGGCCAUCUUUGUCGCCAUCCUCGUCCUCACCGUCAUGUCGGUGCUUGUGCGCACGCUCAAGAAGGACAUUUCGCGCUACAACCGCCUCGACCAGAUCAACCUCGACGACCUUAGCGGCACGGCUGCCUUUGACGACGGCGUACAAGAGGACUCUGGCUGGAAGCUUGUGCACGGCGACGUCUUCCGCGCCCCCUCGCACCGCCUUAUGCUCUCUGUCCUGCUCGGCAACGGUGUACAGUUGUCCGUCAUUGCUGGCCUCACUAUCCUCUUUGCGCUGCUCGGCUUCCUGUCCCCGUCUAACCGUGGCUCGCUCGGCACCAUUAGUGUCCUGCUGUACACCCUACUCAGCUUCAUUGGUGGCUACGUGUCGGCGCGCGUGUACAAGAACCUCGGCGGCGAGCAGUGGAAGCUCAACAUGGCGCUGACGCCGUCGCUCGUUCCCGGUGUCGUCUUCUGCACCUUCUUCUUCCUCAACCUGUUCCUCUGGGCCAAGCAGUCGUCCGGCGCCGUGCCCCUCAGCACCAUGAUUGUCCUCAUUGGCAUCUGGUUCGUCAUGUCCAUCCCACUCUCCGUCGCCGGCUCAUGGGUCGGUUUCCGCAGCCCCGUCAUCGAAGCGCCCGUCCGCACCAACCAGAUCCCGCGCCAGAUCCCGCCUACCCAGACAUACCUCAAGCCGAUCCCCAGCGUCUUCAUUGUCGGCCUGUUGCCCUUCCUGGCCAUCUUUGUCGAGCUCUCGUUCGUCAUGUCCUCUAUCUGGUUCAGCAGAAUCUACUACAUGUUUGGCUUCCUCUUUGUCUGCUACGCCCUUAUGAUUGCCGUCGCCGCCUCGUCCACCAUCCUGCUCACUUACUUCUUGCUCUGCUCCGAAAACUACAACUGGCAGUGGCGCGCGUUCCUUGCCUCCGCCAUGUCCGGCGUCUACAUCUUCAUCUACAGCUUGGUCAACCUCUUUGGCAAGAUUAGCUUCAGCGGCUUCGCUGGCGUUGUUCUGUAUCUCGGCUACAGCGCCCUCAUCUCCCUGCUCUUUGGCAUCCUCGCUGGCUCCAUUGGUUACUUUGCCAGUUGGUGGUUUGUCCAGCGCAUCUACUCCUCCAUCAAGGUGGACUAAACCAAACACUACAAGACACUUUUAACAAGAAACAAAAACUGUAAAAACACCACUACCACAAGACCCCUGCGAUUCGACUUCUUUCACGGUGUAAUUUAGGGAUUCAAAAGCAGACCAAAGAUAGCAUUAUAGAACGCGUUAAUUUCAUUUCUUUUUUU